AUGGCACAAGCUAUCGCGAUGAUCAAGGACAUAAAUCCUACUGCGAAAAAUUUGACACUACAAGUUAGAGUUGUUCGUUUAUGGACAAUGGCGUCAUUCAAAAAUCCGGAGGAUGUUUACUCUAUUGACAUGGGUGAUAAAAUACAAGCGACUAUCAAGAAAUCUUUGUUGAGAACAUUUCAGCCUGUACUCAAUGAGGGCGAAAUAUGUACUAUAUCAAACUAUCGUGUUGGAAAGAAUAGUGGGGAAUACAAGCCUACUGAUCACCCGUACAAAAUAAAUUUUGUGCUUUUGACCCGUGUUAACGUCUUACAUGCGGCAAAUAUUCCUACAUAUGGUUUUGAUUUGGUGCCUUUUGAUGCAAUCAUUUCAAAUGGCCUAGAUAGCACCUGUUUAGUGGAUGUGAUUGGAUAUCUUUCUGGAGUAACAAGUAGUGAUGAUUAUAUGAGGAAUGGAAUUUAUACAAAGCAACUCACUAUUCAGUUAGAGGAUCUACACUUUGGGAAAGGAGGAAAGACUUCAUCAGAAACGGUGACUCAACUAAGUAGUCAUACCUCUCAGAAAAAUGAAACAGAAUUCCUAAAAAAAUCCGAGAGAAAGCAUGUUGAUGAGAUACGUGAGACACAAGAGGUAUGUUAUUGUGUGACACUAGCUGUGAUCGACUCUAUAGAAACUGAAAAUGGGUGGUUCUACCUCGCAUGUAAGAAAGAUUAUAAAAAAGUUCAAGAGAUGAAUGAUGAUGUGGGGGUGACAAAGUUUUGGUGUGAUAAGUGCAAUACUAAUGUUGAGCUUGUUCCAAGAUUUAAAGUCCAAAUUCGGGUUGUUGAUGAUUCUGGAAGUGCUUCAUUUUUUUUAUUUGAUCGUGAAGUGGUGCAUAUCUUGGGUAAAUCUGCUUUAUCCAUAAGGGAAUAUCAGGCACAGGAAGGCAAUUCAGAUUCAUUUCCUAAAUAUUUAGAUGAACUUUUGGAAAGGACGUAUUUGUUUAAGAUUAGGAUUACAGAUUAUAAUCUUAAGCAAAAUUGUCCAAUAUUCACAGUCACGAAAAUCUCUGAUGAUGAAAACCUCAUAAAGUCCUUCCAAGAUGCUAAUACUCCUGAAAAGCAGCUUGAGCACGAGGAAAUUGAUGUUACUUCAAAGACUGUGAAUGCCAGAGAGUUGCUGUGGCUGCUAUUCUUCUUCGAUGUUGCUGCUGUGUUUGCCUGCUAUUUCUUGCGUGAUGUUGCUGCUGGUAUUUCUAAUCUGCUACAAGAUACUGCAAAUGAGCUAAGGGAUGUAGCUGCUACAAUGGUUGCUCUUGAUGCUGCUAUCAAGGCACUAGCAAGGGCUGUAGCUGCUACAAUGGUUGCUCUUGAUGCUUCUAUCAAGGCACUAGCAAGGUGA
Spinacia oleracea (spinach) is the source of this 1380-nucleotide messenger RNA. RefSeq lists its product as uncharacterized. Bases 1 to 1380 code for a protein of 459 amino acids. Lineage: Eukaryota; Viridiplantae; Streptophyta; Magnoliopsida; Caryophyllales; Amaranthaceae. The transcript is spliced from 11 exons. The record is from RefSeq and is a predicted model, not a curated record.